GAAGUACCAAAAAGUUUACAGAUUGUUACACACAAUCCCUUUUUACAUCAUUUUUUAUUAUGAUCUCUUUUCUGGCAGCGAUACAGCAUCCAGCAUUCCAUUUUGUGGCAGUUUAUUCUGACCCACAGUAAUACGUUUACGUGUGUCGUCACUGUGAUUUUUUUUAUACAAUUAAUAACAUUUUUUUACGAGAUCUUACGAAUUUCCUUUAUUACAAAUAUGUAGUAUAUUAUUAUAUAACAAUUAUUCACGUGGACUAACUACAGAUUUCAUUUGCAUUCAUAAAGAAACUAUGAUUAUCAGAAGUAUAUUUUUUGCGGCGUUUGUAUUAUAUUUUUCUAUUUCUUCGGCAAUUAAAAUAUGUGAUCGGAAGCCAACCUCAAUAUCAACACCAAAAAGUACAAAUCCACAUCCAUUUAGAAUUGUUUUUAAAGGAAAUAUAGAAUAUUAUACACCUGGAACUACAUACACAGUUUUAUUGCAAGGUAUUAGGACUACUGCAACACCAAGUUUUACUAGUUUUAUUUUGAUGGUCGAGUCUGAAGAGAGCCAGAAUUAUGACGACGAAAACAACGACUUUAUAUCUGGAAAAUUUCAACUUACUGGGGAUGUAAGAACAAAAAUUAGCGAAGUCUGUCCAAAUACAGUUACUCAGACCUCUUUAAUUCCAAAAUCAGAAGUACAAGUAUUUUGGACAGCUCCGUCAUCUGGUAGCGGAUGUGUUGUAUUUAGAGCUACAAUUGUUGAAUAUCGUGAUAUUUGGUAUAUGGACGAUGAUCAAUUAAACAAAAGAAUUUGCGAAGAAAGUAAUGAAAGCAAUGACGAUAACGCUAAUGUAGUGUACGAGUGUUGUGCGUGUCACGAAGCUAAGUUCGAGUUAACUUUUGAAGGACUGUGGUCAAGACAUACUCACCCAAAAGAUUACCCGGAUGACAAUUGGCAGACUCGAUUUAGUGAUGUUAUUGGCGCUUCACAUACAAUUGAUUAUCGAUUUUGGGAACAAGAUCAAGUAGCUUCCGAUGGAAUGAAUAGCAUAGCACAAAGUGGAACUACUUCGACUUUGGAAUCUGAACUUAAAUCUAAAAGCGAUAAAAUUCGUACUAUAAUUAAAGCCAGAGGUAUUAGCUAUCCAAAUGUGACUGGAAAGACAUUUGCUGUAUUUCGAGUGGAUCAAGAUCAUCAUUUGAUUUCAGUUGUGUCAUUCAUGUAUCCAUCGCCGGACUGGUUUGUUGGAAUUUCAGGUUUGGAACUGUGUUUGCCAAACUGUAAUUGGAUUACGAAUAAAACUAUCAACUUGUACCCAUGGGACGCUGGAAUUGAUAGCGGAGUCACAUACAAUUCAUCUGAUAUGCCUCAAGUACCAAUAAUGAAUAUAGAGAGAGUUUGGCCAUCGAAUACCAAUGAUAUGCGUUCUCCAUUUUAUGAUCAAUCGGGUGCACAAAUGAAGCCUAUUGCAAAACUUCAUCUUAUGAGACAACGUCUUUAUGAAAAAAGUUGUUCGGAAGAAGAGUCCAAAACCGAAUCAGCAGUUUGUGAUACUGGUCCGUGGUCAGACUGGGAUGAGUGUUCAGUGACUUGCGGUAAAGGCUACAGUAAUAGAUAUAGGCAAUAUAAGAAUCCAGAAGACGCACAUAAACCCCACUGUAGCAAACGGUCGAUGACACAACGUAAAGGAUGUUAUGUGCUUCCUUCGUGUGCGAUUGAGACUGAGGAGACUGAUACGAUUGAUCCAAAAUGUGAUGUAACUGCUUUUGGUCAGUGGUCGGAUUGCUCAGCAGAGUGUGGACCUGGCGUAAUGGCAAGAUUUCGGACAAUUUUAAACGAAGAAGUUACACCAAAAUAUUGUUUAGGUAGAAUGUUCUUACAACAAACUAUUCCAUGUGAAUCAAAACCUUGCCAAGACGAACGUGAUAACGUGGACUUGGGUAUAAUAUGCAGUAAUUGUUCGCUAACUAAAUGGUCGUUGUGGUCACCUUGCAAUAUGAAAUGUGGAACGGGUCAGAGGGAUAGACAUAGGAUGAAUUUUGACAAAACUGCAGCGUCAGAAAAUUGUGACCCUCGUUGUUAUACACAGACAAUAAAUUGUACAGAUAAUCCUCCAUGUGAAAACAAUAUGCGAAUGGAAACAACCAUAUCACCAAGUUCUGAAAAUACACCAGUAACAUCUGUUACUUUAAAUCCAGACGAUAUUUCAGACGAUUCGACGGAAAAAUGUUUACUGUCAAAUUGGAGUAAAUUUUCAAGUUGUAAUGCUAUUUGUGGUCCUGGUUUCAAAGAGCGUACGCGAACCAUACUAUCUCCAACGGAUCCACUGGAACAAAAGAAAUGUAGGAAAAAACUAGUUGAUCGUCGAAACUGUCGAGGAAGACAAUGUAGCAGAUGUAAUUAUUCGCCAUGGUCGGAGUGGUCAUUAUGCUCAGCACUAUGUGGUAUGAAUGCAGUACAACAACGUACAAGAGUUCCAGAAAAUGUUGCAUGGACUUGGUGUAAAGAAAGAUUAGAACAGCGUAUUUGUUCAGCUUUAGCAUGUAAAACUGAUUAGAAACCAAUUUUAUUUAGAAAUGUUUAAUUAAAAAAUUCAGUAUUACCAAUUAAGGCAUUAUUAAUGUUCUUUAAAUAUAGAAUAUGUUUUUCUCAAACUAGUAGUACUUAUACUAUAUUAUAGUGUUUCAGGACAUUAAUACCAACAUCACUCAAAAGGAAUCCCUCUAAUAUAACAAUAUUACAUAAAAUUAUUUGGAUAUAUUUUACAAUCUUUAAAAACAUUUUACUAUAUCAAAUAUUAUAAAACCUUCUAAAAUUAAUUUCUUACGUUGGUUUUUUUUAUAGAUAAUAUUAUAAUUAGUCAACGGUUACCGAAAUAUUUUUAAUGUCACAAAAAAAUCCGUUUCUAAAAAGUAAAAUGUACGUUCACAUAGGUACAGAAGAUACAAAUAAUACUAGUUAAAAAAAAAUGUUCGUUUUGAAUAUUAACCAUAUUUAAAUAUUGUAUUAGUUCUGAUAAACGUUGAACAUAAUAUAUUUCAAUUAAGAUAAUAUCAUGUAUUAAAAAUUAUAUUUAAAUAAAGUUUUUAAUCUAUA
Molecule: messenger RNA, 3081 nt
Organism: Acyrthosiphon pisum (pea aphid)
Lineage: Eukaryota; Metazoa; Arthropoda; Insecta; Hemiptera; Aphididae
Product: spondin-1
Exons: 16
Coding region: 293-2542 (749 amino acids)
Biological process (GO): cell adhesion
Cellular component (GO): extracellular matrix
Source: RefSeq, a predicted model, not a curated record